Molecule: messenger RNA, 1122 nt
Organism: Cotesia congregata
Lineage: Eukaryota; Metazoa; Arthropoda; Insecta; Hymenoptera; Braconidae
Source: the annotation of a GenBank genome assembly
AUGGAAACCAAAGGUGCUCUUGAUUUACAAUCACUCGACCAAAUAGAUCAAUAUGAUCUUGAAAAAGUUUAUAAGGAAGAUAAUUUAAUUGAUAUAAAAAGUUUUAUCAACGUCGAAAAAAAGUUUAUCAGCAAAAACAUUAAUGGUGAAAUAAAUGAUAAAGCUCCUGAGCUUAUUGGAGAAAUAAUAAAAAAUAAUUAUUGUUUUGAUCAACAUAUUUCGGAUGAUGAUGAUGAUAAUAAUAAUAAUAAUAAUAAUAAUAAUAAUAAUAAUAAUAAUAAUAACAACAAAAUAAUAAUAAUAAUAAAAGAUAAAGUUUAUCAAUUCAACGAAAAAGAACAUGGAACGAGGAUGACAGAAAAUUUAAUAAAAAAUCAUUGUAAAAAAGAAGGUUUAUAUGUUACGCCUCAUCUCAAUGACGUCCUCUAUCUCCAUUAUAAAGGAUUUUCAUACAUUGAAAAUCUUAGCAAAUACACGGGUCUAAAGUGCCUGUGGCUCGAGAAUAAUGGAAUACGGGAAAUCGCUAAUCUCAGUAAUCAAACUAAACUAAAAUCUCUCUAUUUACAUCAUAAUUUAAUCAGUAAAAUUGAAAAUCUUGAACAUCUUACGGAGCUUGAUACGCUAAAUUUAGCUCACAAUACUAUUAAAAAAAUUGAAAAUUUAGAUUGUCUAAAAGUUCUCAAUACCUUAAACUUAUCCUACAAUUAUCUCAAGAGCUUUAAAGAUAUUGACCACCUGAAAUAUAUUAAUUCACUGUCAGUUGUUGACGUAUCGCAUAAUCAAAUCGAGUCACCAGAAGUUAUUGAGAUUUUUGGCACUAUGAAAUCUUUACGAGUACUGACAUUAAUGGGAAAUCCGGUUGUAAGAACCAUUAAGCCCUACCGUAAACUAAUCAUUUUAAAAUGUAAAAAUCUUUGUUAUCUUGACGACCGUCCAGUAUUUCCCAUCGACAGAGCCUGUGCACUAGCCUGGGAACGCGGGGGUGCUGAACAAGAAAAUCAGGAACGUCAACGGUUGACUAAAGAGGAGCACAAAAAAUUAACAAAUAGUAUCUGUGCUUUAAUUAAUAUUAAAAGUAUUGAAGAAAAAAAAGAAAAAAAUUUUGUUCAGUUAAACAAUUAA